Messenger RNA from Microdochium trichocladiopsis, 2752 nucleotides. RefSeq lists its product as uncharacterized. Gene Ontology annotation, molecular function: protein binding. The record is from RefSeq and is a predicted model, not a curated record. Gene Ontology annotation, biological process: SCF-dependent proteasomal ubiquitin-dependent protein catabolic process. Bases 289 to 2370 code for a protein of 693 amino acids. The transcript has a single exon. Lineage: Eukaryota; Fungi; Ascomycota; Sordariomycetes; Xylariales; Microdochiaceae. Gene Ontology annotation, cellular component: SCF ubiquitin ligase complex.
CCACGAACCAGCAACGUUCACAACCCCGCCCUGUAUCGCGCCAGCCCACCCCGGCUCUCCACCACCGACCGGGGGCACAGUCUCCACUGCGCCGAUUCGAGUCUCCCAGGGUUCAGAGACCCCGAUUCGAAUACUUUCACCUCCAGCUUCUCACCAACACUGAUCCAAAACACUUCCUUGAUUGUCCAUCGUCGAACCAGAAAAGCCUCCAGAGAAUCGGCCGCAAUCCUACCCCGAAUCCCAGCCGGCGCGGCUGUUUUACAGCUUGACAGACCGUCUACUCGAACAAUGUCUCUAGCCAGCAGCAGCUCAUCAUCCGUGGUCGGCACGCCCGGAUCGGCCAUGGUUGAGACGCCUCUCACGCCGCCGCUCGAAACUCCUCCUGCAAAAGAGAAACGGCGGCAGAAGUUCUUGCGCGGCAUUCAACGGAUCGGAUCGUCGUCAUCGCUAACAAACAUUGGCCGCGCUCGUUCCUCAAGCGCUCCGUAUGGCACUCGAGGUACCAUUUCCUGUGUCAGUCUGGCUGGCACGCCAGCAUAUGGCCAAUUCACCCCUGGCACUCCGAGCAGUCUGAUGAAGAGCUACUUUCCAGAGAACAUCAACUCCGGCCAGGGUUCACCAGCGGUCGAAUUUCCAUCCUUCGAAGACUCCGAUUCUCAAUUGGCUGCGAGAAAGAUUAUCGGCGGGUCUACCACAUGCCUUACCCCAGGCUCUAUCGCCUUGCCUCGCGAUGUAGUUGCCACGAGAUCACGGUCAGCCACAGUUCAGAAGCCUCCCUACGACUUUUGGGCCAAUAUGCCGGACGAGGUCCGAAUCCAAAUUUUCGCAUACCUGCAGCCAAAAGAACUUGUCCGGGCAUCUCGUGUCAGCAAGGACUUCUACAAGUUCGCCUUUGACGGCCAGCUCUGGACCCACCUGGAUGCGACUGAGUUCUACCAGGAGAUUCCUGCGGAAUCUCUCGCCAAGAUUGUCGUGGCCGCUGGUCCCUUCAUCCAGAAUCUCAAUCUUCGGGGCUGUCUCCAGAUCGAGCAUUACGAGCGCGCAGAGGCAGUUGUCAAUGCCUGCAAGAAUCUCUACAACGCCAGCCUCGAAGGCUGCCGCAAUUUCCAGAGACAGACACUGCACGGCCUUCUCAAGAACAAUGUCAAGCUGGCCAACCUCAACCUCACCAGCCUGCCUGCUGUCACCAAUAGUACAUGCAAGAUCAUCUCCCAACACUGCCCUCAGCUCGAGACUUUGAAUGUCUCUUGGUGCAAGCAGAUGGACGCACGUGGUGUCCGCAUGGUAAUUCAGGGUUGUCCCAAACUCCGCGACCUACGGGCAGGCGAAGUCAAGGGUUUUGACAAUGUCGAGGUUGCUCAGGCCAUCUUUGAGACGAACAAUCUGGAACGCCUGGUUCUCAACGGCUGCAUUGAGCUCACCGAUGAUGCUCUCAAGACCAUGAUCGUCGGCACUGAUCCUGAAAUUGAUAUUUUGACGGACCGCCCAGUGGUCGCACCACGCCGUUGGCGACAUCUCGACCUGAGCAGAUGCACUCGGCUCACAGACGAUGGCGUCAAGUCUCUCGGAUAUAACGUUCCUGACCUUGAGGGAUUGCAGCUCAAUGGUUGCUCCGCCUUGACUGACUCUGCUUUGGAGCCCAUCCUCGCCACCACUCCUCGACUCACACACCUCGAAUUGGAGGAUCUGGUUGACCUGACCAACGAUCUCCUGUCAGAGCAUCUCGCAAAGGCACCAUGCGCACCGAUUCUAGAGCAUCUGUCCCUGAGCUACUGCGAAAACCUUGGUGACGCUGGUAUGGUGCCAGUGAUGAAGCAGUGUGUGAGCCUCAAGAGCGUCGACCUGGACAACACCCGAAGCGGCGAUCUUGUCCUAGCUGAGGCUGCUGCUACUGUGCGUGGCCGUGCAGCAAGAACCACCAGCAGCGACUCCCAGCCCAAAAUUGGCAUGCGUCUUGUCGUUUACGAUUGCCAAUUCGUUACAUGGACAGGAAUCCGGGAGGUCCUUUCAUGGAACGCCGAGGUUCGCCAGCCGAUGCCAGCAACCCAGGACGAAAUCGACGCUCCUCCUACUGCUUCCUACCCAACUGAGAUUAUCGGACUCAAGAGCUUUUAUGGCUGGCAGCAAACCGUCGAGCAGCACACCGCUCGUGUCUUAAAGGGCGAUUUCGCAUCCGCUGCCAGGCUGGAACGCAAGUGGGCUGGCUACAUGCAAGCUGUCGAAGAGGCGGGAGCUGGAGGCGCCGGCGUGCGGCGGCGGCGCCGGAGGGCUCGCGAAGCACAGAUGCUGCACGCUCAUGAGGAGGGUGUCAAUUUGAUCACAGGCAGGCGCAGAGCCCGAACCGUCGCAGGAUCGUGUUCUGUGAUGUAAAGGCACAGCUAGCUGGGAGGACGCUCGAUGGAAUCGUCUUUCCUUCUUUGGGUUCGCUCUCGCUGCAUUUUCUCGGCAUGUCGUUAUGCGAUUGGAAGGGUACGGCGUUUUCUGGUGUUCCACUUUUGACUUUUUUUCUCACUUUCACGGACGGCGUUGGCUAGGCACGAGGCGUAUGGCGCUGGCAUGGCAGGUAUCACUGGGACAUUGAUUUUCACGUUCUUUCCAUUUGCAAGCGGAACCUGACGACAAGUUUGAGUCGAGGGACUGCGAAGAGAGUCUGUCGCGCAGUUUCUGCCGCAUUUCAUGUCAAAUAGAGAUUCCGGUGACGAUAGAGCGCCGCAGUUAGGGCAAGAAUGACUACAUUUACAUUUGUUCUAAA